Messenger RNA from Cylas formicarius (sweet potato weevil), 1399 nucleotides. RefSeq lists its product as uncharacterized. Lineage: Eukaryota; Metazoa; Arthropoda; Insecta; Coleoptera; Brentidae. Gene Ontology annotation, biological process: sensory perception of taste. Gene Ontology annotation, cellular component: membrane. The record is from RefSeq and is a predicted model, not a curated record. The transcript has 4 exons. Bases 72 to 980 code for a protein of 302 amino acids.
AUAUAUUAUAUUUUAAGAUGAUAUACUUUGAGACAUACCAUACCUAAUAUAUGUUGCCAACAUAUAACUAAAUGAAACAUUAUACACCGUAUAUAUUCUUCUAUUUUAGGAUACUGAAAUACAUACUGAUAACUAAACAUAGCAUAACCUUUACUUUAAUAAUUCUGAGCAAUAUUAUAUGCUUUUCCUUCAACGAAUAUUCUACCGAAUGUGCUACUUACAUAGCUGCUUAUAACGUGACGUACAUAAUAUCGUCACUAAUUUCGACUUCGGUUUGUGCGUUAAUGGCCCUCUCGCUUACGAGAUUGCAAAUUCUGAAUUGUUCGGCAUAUAAUAUUGUUUUAAAAGACAAUUAUGAUCCAAUGGACAAAAAACCAAAGAUUCCUAUUAAUCGGAGAUUCCCAAAGAAAACUUUACGAACAAUAAGCUUGCUGUAUUAUAAAAUAGUGAAAGUAAGCAAUAUGCUAAAUCAAACAUUCUCUUUUCAAAUCAUACUGAUGCUGUAUAAGUCCCUAAUAACGAUUUUGGAAAGUAUAGACUACUGUUUAAGCAAUGCAACUGGAAUAACAAUUUGGACUGAUCUAUUCUGGAGCUGCGCAACCAUGUUAGAAGUCCUGAUAAUGUUUUUGCUGACGACAAAACUUCAAUCACAAACCAAAGAAACAGCUAAAAUUGUAAACAUGAUUGAACCUAAUAAAAACGACAUGAUGCAAAUUGAGAAAAUUAUAUUCUUGUUGCAAGCCAAACAGCAUAAAUUAGAUUUAACAGCUUGUAAGCUAUUCCCACUUAAUGCAAAUAUGUUUCUAAAGGUUAGCGAAUUAAUACAUCUGCUUACAUUACAUUGUUGUAUUAAUAUAUAUUUUGCAGCUUUGCGCUACUACCUUGACAUAUAUUGUGCUAAUUCAGGACCCAAACAAUCACCUGAAGAAUUAAUCAACUUUAAAAACUUUUUACAUAUUACAUAUAAUAUUGUCCUAUGAGAGUGUCAUAUUAGUUCUAGGGAACUAAAAAUGACAUAUAGGUAACUUUUGUUAAUAUCUACCUACAUCUAUCUACUUGAAAAAAUUGUAAGUCAUAUUAAUUCAUAAGACAAUCACUCCUCUUAAUAGAACAUUUAACACCGAUCACUGCCGGACACCUCAUCAUGUAUGUAUAUGACAAUUAUGAAACCAAUAUCUAAAAAUUUGAUUUAUUAUAACAUUUAUUAAUAGCUUUUUAUUAAGCAGGUUUGUAAAAAACAUGAUGUGUGGAAUAUGUGGAAAUAACAUCUACAAAUCUGAUUUAUUAUAAAAUUAGUUAAUAAGUUUUUAUUGUCUAGGUUAGUAAAAAUCAAUAUGAUUGUAGAAUAUGCACUCCAUAAUAGACAUUAUACUCUAAAGUGACUGUAAAUAAGUUUUAA